CCAUACCCAGAGCCCCCUCUAUAUCUUCAACUGAACUGUUUGUGGUUUGAAUCAACUAUGCUUUAGAAAAUCGUUUCUUGGAGGGAAGAAAUGUGUUCCUAGUUCUAUACAACCAAAUUACAAAAUUACUUUUGGAAUGAGACCAUUUUAUGUGUUGGGGUUCUCCUAUAUAUUUCAUGAAGUGUGACUUUGUAUUUUUAAAUACAACACAGAUUUUAAAUAAUACACAUGCCCCAAAGUGCCUUCAGAAAUAUUUUGUGAGUUAUAUAAGAAAAUGCAUUUUCAUUUCAUUUUCAUCUCUUAUUAUCUUGCCCACCUUGGCCCAUCCUUCAUUGGACUUGGCUCCAAAUAACUUUUGUCCAGAAAUCAAAUCUCUAAGAAUGAAAUUUUGCCCUCAGAGAGGGUGUGAGAACUUUGGAGCCUGAAUUCAAUUUCUAAAGGAGAUUCCAAAGCCUUGUGAUCUGGGCUGUCUAGGGAUUCAAAAGUCAGGUCACCAUGAUCUCUUGAUGCAAACUGAGAACAAGGAAGUAUUUUUCUUUAAUGUCUAUUUAAGAGUAGAGUCAUCAGGUAAUUUCCAACUUAGAAGCUUGAAGAAAAAAGAGAAAAUGACAGAAAAAGACCUACUUUUUUUUAGAUAAUAAGGAGGGAAAAUGAGAGAACAUAGGCUUCCUGAAGAAGUUAAGAGAAUUUGGCUAUUCAAUUUAAUCAAUACACAAUAUGAAGUACCUACUAUGUGCACAGCAAUGUGUACAGAGCUGAGUAUAUAAAAACAACAAAAAAAAACUAUCUUUGCUAUAAAAGCUUACAUUUUAGGGGAUACAACAUGUACAUAAAUAUCAAAUGGACGUUCAGAUAAAAUCUUUUAACCCUUUUAAAAUUUGAGAUAUUAUAAAUAGGUAUAGUACAUGGUAAAUGAAAGAUGGAAAGAGUACUAAUAAUGGUGCAUCAGGGAAGGGUGCAGAAAAAAAAGUGCUACCUUUGAGCCAAACCUUGUAGAAAUAGGUGAGAGUUGGAGAUGAGGGGACUAUUCUAGGCAUGGCAGAUAGCCCUACAAUUGCAUGGAGGUGAGAGAUGGAGUGUUGAGUUCAGGGAAGAGAUGUUGAGUUCAGGGAAGAGAUGUUGGGAUGGAAUGAAGAGUAUAUAAAAGGAAGUAAGAUGAAAUUAUUAUGAAAAGGUAGGUUGGAAACAGAUUUUUCAGUGACAAAUACCAUAUUGAGAGGUGUUUUGUUUAACUUAGAGAGUAACUAACUGUGUUAAGGAUCAAUUAUAUAAGUUUGAGCUGUGAAUUGCUAAGAAAACACAUGUUCAAAGUGUCUUCAGAAAUUUUAUCAGCAAAUUUCUAGAGGAUGAAUUAGAGAAAAGAUUAAAAGCAAGAGAAUUAGAUUAAAUAGUCAAGGAUGAUGAGGAUCUGAACUUUGAAAAGUGGUUGUGUGAAUAGAGAAAAGGGAACACACGUGAGAAAUGGAGAAAGAAGAAACAAUACUUGGCAAUUUAUAGAUGGUGAGAGAAAAAAUAAAAUAAAAAAAUGAUAGCAAGGUUAUAAAAUGUAUAAACUAAACAGGUAACUAAAAUGAUGGUAGUGAUCUCAGUAGAAUUAGGAAAAUUUGAAGGAGAGGAUGGGUUCAAUGAGAAGGCCUUGUUUCCAUUUUGACCAUGAUGGGCUUGAGAUAACAGGAUAUGGAGAGGGAAUGUCCAACAAACAACUGAUGAUAUGUGACUGGUAUUUAGAAGAGAAAGUUGGAACAGAUGUAGGGAUCUGAGAAAUCAUUCCAAUUAAUACAAAAACUGAACAGAACAGAUGAAAUCAUCAAGAGAAAGGGACAAAUUCAGAAGAGAGCAUCGUGGAGUUUUCAGGAUGCUUGGUCUCAGGUCUUAGCAGAUCAGUGUAAAACUGUUUUAUGGUCUGGAUAGUGGAGGCAGGAAGACCUGGAUUCAAAGUCCACUUCUGACAAAUAAUAGGUGUGUAAUCCCAAUUAAGAGAGCUGGCACUCUAAGAAAAGGUAGAGAAACAUCUUCUGGAGGGGAGCUGAGCAGUGGAGGACAAUAACUGGGAAACUGGCCCAUGGAGGACAAGAAAGGGAAAUAGCUACAGGAAUAAUAAUGUCACAUAACACAAAGGAGCUUUGGAGAAGACUUGUGGCUGAGAGACAAACUCUGUUUCAGGUACCACUUUUUAUGAAGAAAAUUGAGAAGCUUAGAACCAUCCUAAAGAGAGUACCUGAGAUGAUGAAAGAUCACAAGUUUAUUAGGAAAACUAGCGACGGUUUUCUAGAAAAGAAAAGACUUGGGAAUGGAGGGAUAUGGUAGCAAUCUUCAAGUACCUCAAGAUGCCAUUGCUUCAACAAACCUUAUAGUACUGCUAGAAGAUGAAAUCUUUGCUGAUUUUUUCAACACAUUUCUGUCUCUCCCAGUCUUUGGCCAAAUGCCAAUUUAUAUAGUUCAUGAUUUACAGUGGACCUUAUGGCCAGAGUUACCCCAAAGUUUGGUUGCCAAGUACAAAGGUUUACUGACGUGGUUGGAAAAAUACAGAUUACCUUAUUUCUGCAAGACCAACUUAUGUCACCAUUAUAUGCUCUGUAAGGAACUCAUCAAUUUCAUCAGAUCUUCAGAGGGUGCCAAGAUGAUGAGAUGGAAGACAGCAGACCAGUGGUUGCUCUACAAAUGUGUUGGUGGUGUCCGAGGGAUGUGGCGUUUCUGUGCCUACCUCAGUGGCACAGCAGGGGAGGAACUGGUGGAGUUCUGGAUAAUUGCUGAAAGAAUCCUCGAGAUAGAUGAGACGAAUGAUAAACAGAAGGACACUUAUCUGUCCCUCCUCCUUGUGCUGAAGGCCACUCACUUGCAGGAAGGGUCUUCUGUCCUGAUUCUUUGCAAUAUGAACAUCAAGUCACUGAUGAACCUCUCUGUGUGGCAUCCCAAACAAUCCACUACCAGGAGGGAGAUCUUGAGCCGUAUGCAGAAAGUGGCCCUAUUCAAAAUCCAGAGCUAUUGGCUUCCAAACUUUUACAUUCAUUGUAAGAUCAAUAUGGCCAAGGAGGAGGAGUGCCAGGCUCUGUUGCAGGAGUAUGAAGAACGCCUUGGUCAGGAUGAUGAAGAAGAAGAAGAUGAUGAUGAAGAUGAAGAUGAAGAUGAAGAAGAAGAAGAAGAAGAAGAAGAAGAAGAAGAAGAAGAAGGAGAAUAUAGAGCCUCCAUAUCAAGUGACCUCCCCCUGAAGAUGAGCAUUAGGAGACUUUAUGUGACCCGGAAACCUUACUGUAGCAAAAAGAUAAAGAAGAAGAUGUGGCGAUUUAUUGAACAGGGCACAUGGACUGUUGAGUCGGAACUGCCUCUUAUUCACACUUUGCAUCCUCCAAAGAGCAAGUUGCAUGACAAAGAGUUUCAAGGUCUCCCUGAUGUCUUCAGUCCUCCACCAAAACUCGUUGUACACGUGGGUGCCCUGCGACCAUUACGACCAUUACGUUUUAAAGACAGUCUAGAUAAUUUAAAGGUAAAGGAGAGCAUCACUUCCACAAUCUUCAGCUCCAAGGUGGAUACUAAAACCUUUCGGCCCUUUUCUCUAGAAGGAGUCUGUGAGAAGAAAUUCACAGCCAAAUUGCGAAACUCCACCCCUGUUAUCAACUACCCCUCCCGGUUAUCCCUAAAGAAAGUGAUUAAGAAAAGUUGUUCCUUUGAAUACCUGCACUGGGCUUUGACUGCUGAUUCCUAUGCGGGGAACCCUUUUGGAGACUAUCUUAAGAGUAAGCACUACAAGAUGGAAAACCGCCUCCUGCGUUUCUGGAAGGACCUGGACAAUUUCCUGACCAUUUGCAUCAGUGCAAAGAAAGGUGGCAAUCUGCUAUUUCGGCACACUCUUGGAAAUCGCAUCUGUGAGCUCUACCUCAGUGAGGACAAUGGCUCCACCCUGCCACUCAAACCUCAAACUAUCCAGCACCUGAAACAGCUGCUGCCUUCUGGGAAUGCGAUUCCCUGGAUCCCCACAGCACAGAAAGAGAUAUGCAAGAUUCUUGCUUCCUUCUUUGAUGACUUCCUUGAUCUGGAUGACUACUGGUUUCUCAUCUUUGUGUCUCAAAAGAAUAGCAGUGAAAUCAAGAGGCAGAAAGCAAAGGAGCCCUUGGACAACAUGGAAUAUAUUCUAUUGUGUAAGAGGAUACAGGAAUCCCUGAUGCUGAGUCAUGAUUUGUCCACCCUGGAAGACAUGGAAGCACUCACGGACACACACUGGCAAAUGAUAGCUCUGCAGGACCUGAAAAAAGGAGGAGCUCUCCAUUUGGAACUACAGCCUACAGUGUACAGGGAAGAUAUAAGGCAAAUGAGCUUUGAAGAGCUGUGCAAGAAGAACCCAAAAGUGGCUAUAGAGAAGAUGAGUCAAGACUUUAAGAAGUAUUAUGAAAAGAUAUCUCUAAAUGCUGGAAAGAUGCAGGCAACCAAGAAGUUGUAUCCUCAUUUGCAAUAUCCGAGUACCUUAUCCUUCCUCAAGAAGGGAAGCGGUAUUGUGAGGAAACCCUCACUGAGACCCAGGAAUCUCAUGGAUGUCCUCCAUCACCCUGUCCAUUUAGAAUACUUCAAGGAAUUCCUUAGAGCAAACAAGGCUGAGAAUCUGCUGUCUUUCAUCCUUGCUAUGCAGAAGGCCUCUAGUGAACCCAAUGAAAAAGCACAAAAAGCUCUCGUUGAUGCCAUCCUCAACACUUUCUUCCAUAACAAAGAUUCUGAUGUUGAGGAUAUACUACAAUGUACUAUUCCUAUCCUCAAAGAAAUCUCUUACAUGAAUCGAGUUCCUUUAGUAGUCUUGCAUCAGGCUCAGAACCAAGUCCUGAAAUAUCUAGAUGACAAAUGGUUCAAAACUUACCAAGACAUGUUCCCACAUCGCCUUCACAUUCAAAUUCCAGACGUUGAAAUACCACAGAAAGUCCCGAAAAAGGAAACAAAGACCAUUAACUUAGAGCUCAGGAAGAAAAGGGUAUGGAUCUACCUUAGUGCCAUUAUUAGGAGUAUCUGCAAAUUUCGAAGGGAAAUGAAGAAACCAGAAAGCCGUCGCCUGUUUGAGGACUUUCUACGUAAGGAAAUGACUAAUCAUAAGGAAAAUAUGGUUAUAUCAGGACCACCCAAAACUGUGACCACAAUAAGCACUCCUCCCCUCCAAAAGACUGCUUUAGAUGUCGACAUGGAAGAUAUAGUAUUUGUAAAGCGCCGUAUUCUUGGCCAUAAAACGGUCAUCAUCAACUUUCUGGUCAAUGACUUAAAUUUCUUUAUCGAAAUAGAGAAAUUCAAUGACCUGGUCUCUUCAGCCUUAGUACUGCAAGUUAACAAGGUCUUUAAUGAAAAUGAUGUUGCACUGAUGAAAGCCAAAGGACAUAUUAUUUAUAAGCUCUUCCUCUCAUCUGAUAUUCCUCCCAGAUUACGGGUGAAUAUUUCUGAAAUCACCAAGGACAGCAUCUACAGUGCAAUUACAGAUGGGCACCUGGAUCGCGCUGUCUUCCACAAUUCUGUCAUGACAAUUUUCCCUAUUAUUAUGUACUUCUGGAAAAAGUAUUGUAAUUGGAAAGCAAAACGUGACUACUUAAGGAGUUGGGGAAAGAAAAGCAAGGAACACUCCCCUGCUCGUUCGGUAUCUCCUAAACAGAAUCAGUGGAGUGGGGGGGACCAUGUCGUCAUGAGAUUUUCCCUGGUCAAGGGCAUUGAGUGGCUGCUUCCUCAGCCUCGGGAAGAAGUGGAGAGUCCAGGUGCAAUAUCUUCAACUGGCAGUGUGAACCAGAAGAAAAAACUGUCAAACCCCUUCCCACCAGUAGGAGAUAUGGAAAAGGAGGAUGAUAACAUAAGCAUAAAGAAUGAAAAAAGAAUUCAAGAAGCGGGUUUGACGCCUUUGGAAAUUCAGUAACAUCCAAAUCAUCUCUAUACAAAUUUCAAUGAUGAUGAUGAUUCUUAAUAUAAGCCAUCCCUUUCUGGAGACAGAGGAGGAAGAGGACUGAACUAACACCCAGGAUCCCCAAUUUCCUUGUGCCCCUUCCCUGCAGUAUCAUACCACUGAGAAAAUUUGUAUGAAUAUUGGGAAAGAUAAAAAAUAAAGAGUUUUA
This is a messenger RNA of Sarcophilus harrisii (Tasmanian devil), 6068 nucleotides long. RefSeq names its product regulator of G protein signaling like 1 (gene RGSL1). The record is from RefSeq and is a predicted model, not a curated record. Lineage: Eukaryota; Metazoa; Chordata; Mammalia; Dasyuromorphia; Dasyuridae. The transcript is spliced from 26 exons. Bases 2291 to 5872 code for a protein of 1193 amino acids.